CCUCGGAGGAAGAAGUUGUCCCAGCUCCUCUCUCCGCCGCGGCACUCUCUGGUUCGGACGCCUGUCCCACUGCAGAGCUUUGGACAUUUGGACAUCAUGGGGCUCCGUUAUGCGCUAAUACUUUUCUGCUUUUUCCUUCCACUGUGCACUUCGAACACCGAUGUGAGCAGUCGCUUCGUGUUGGAGCCCUAUGAUUUCCUCUUCGACACUGCGGUGGAAGCCUACUAUAAGGGGGACUGGUUGUCGGUUAUUCUGAAUAUGGAGAAGGCGCUCAGGAACAAAGCUACGGUCCGCAAGGUGAAGGCUCAGUGCCGGUUGAGUUGCGCCAACCAGACCGCUUUCGGUGAUCAUGUGGCCGGCUUGGGAGUUCCCAUACCGGGGACCGGGUCUGUGGAGGAUCUGGGCUUCUUCCAUAAAAUCCUGAAACGGGCAGACUGUGUUAACUCCUGUGAAACUGAGAAACUGGGUUCACCAACUCUUCAUCAAGUCACCGAAGAGGUUCAGCUGGAGUUCAACAAGAGGACCCCGUAUAAUUACUUACAAGUGGCGUAUUUUAAGAUCAAUAAGCUGGACAAGGCAGUGGCUGCUGCCAACACAUUUUUCCAGGCCAACCCGGAUCACAUGGAGAUGAGACAGAACCUGGAGUACUACAAGAUGAUGGCCGGAGUGCAGGAAGAGGACUUCAAGGAUUUGGAGGCCGGGACACAUAUGGCCGAGUUCCUGUUAGGGAAGAGAUACUACAGCGACGACUCAUUUGGGCUGGCGGCCGAACACUUCGAGGUGGCUGUAGACGAGUACUUCUCUGCCGAUAAGGAGUGCAGAGCGCUGUGUGAAGGAGCCUACAACUACGACGGAUACAACUACAUGGAGUACAGCGCUGACCUCUUCCAGACCAUAACAGACCACUACAUGCAGGUACUGAACUGUAAGCAGCACUGCGCAGUAGAGCUGGCCUCGAAUACUGGCCGAGACAAACCCUUCGAGAAUUUCCUCCCCUCGCAUUUCAACUACCUGCAGUUCUCCUACUACAACAGUGAGAAGUAUGAGCAGGCCAUAGAGUGUGCUAAGACCUUCCUGCUGUUCCACCCUGAUGAUGAGGUGAUGAACCAGAACCUGGCUUAUUAUUCUGCCGUGCUGGGUGAAGACAAGGCACAAACCAUACUACCCAGACAGGUGGUGAAACAGUACAUUCAGCAGUCCAUACUGGAAAAAGAGCUGCUCUACUUUGGCUACGAGGCCUUCGGAAUCACCUUCGUAGAUCCAGACACAUGGACUCCUGAAACUGUAAUGCCUAAGAAACUGAGAGAUAAGCAGAAAGCCGACAAAGAGACUGCAGCAAGGAUCACAGAGGAAAUAGGAAACCUGAUGAAGGAGAUCGAGACUCUGGUUGAGGAGAAGAAGAAGGAUUCUUCAGAUAUGGCCAAGCUUUUAGCUCCGCAGGAUGGCAUCACGUUGCAUGAUGACAUCAAGGUGACCAUGACCGCCAAGCAGCUGAACGGUUCUCAGCGGGUGCUGCUGGAUGGGGUCACCAGUGACGACGAGUGCAGGGAGCUGCAACGCCUCUCCAAUGCAGCUGCUCUGAAAGGUGAUGGAUACAGGGGACAGCACUCCCCCCACUCUGCCAGUGAGAUGUUCCAAGGAGUCACUAUCCUGAAGGCUGUGAAGCUCGGACAGGAGGGGAAGGUUCCACUGAAGAGCGCUCGUCUGUUCUUCGACCUCAGCGAGAAGGUGAAGAAGAUGUUGGAGUCAUACUUCCAUCUGGACACGCCGCUCUACUUCUCCUACUCCCACCUGGUCUGUCGCUCUGCCAUCGAUGAGAAGCAGGAGGACCGUGAGGACCUGAGCCAUCCUGUUCAUGUGGACAACUGUCUGCUGGUCUCCGAGGUGAACGAGUGCAUAAAGGAGCCUCCUGCAUACACACACAGAGACUACAGUGCCAUCCUUUAUCUGAACGAUGACUUUGAAGGAGGAGAGUUCAUCUUCACUGAGCUGGAUGCUAAAACAGUCACGGCUGAGGUGCAUCCACAGUGCGGCCGCGUGGUCGGAUUUGGGGCGGGGAAGGAAAACCCUCACGGUGUCAAAGCUGUCACCAAGGGUCAAAGGUGUGCUGUGGCACUGUGGUUCACCUUGGAUCCUGCUCAUGAGGAAAAGGAAAGAAUCCAAGCUCAGGAUAUGCUGAAGAUGUUUUCUACCCCUGUGAAUGAAGAGUUCAUGAAAAAGGAAGUGACUGACACCUCAACACCAGAGCCUCCUGCGCAAAGUGACCAGAUAAAAUCAGACAGUAAACAAGUUGACAAACAAGCAGAGCAGCAGUCAGGUGUACCAGCAGACACGCAGACUGACAAACCAGCUGACUCAUCAAAGGACAACACAGAGGAGAAACCAGUCAGCAAAACAACAACAGGUGCUAAAGCUAAAGCUAAAGCUGCUCCUAAAGCAAAAGCCAAAGCUGGAGAACAAGGCAAGACAGCAGACAAAGUCAAACCUGCUGCUAAAAAAGAUGGAAAACAGACACAAACCAAGCAGGUGAACAAAAAGGAUGCAAAACCUGCUGCAAAAAAGACAGUAAAGGUUAAAAAAGCUAAAGCUGAUGCCACGUCAGCCUUAGACUCUCAAAACAAUAAGGAUGAGCUGUGAUCUAACAGCACCUGGGACUUUGUCAACGUGCUGUCUGUUUGUCUACUAUUUUAUACAAGGUCGUUUCUGUGGGUGAUUGAAUGAAAGGUGAGUGAAGGGUUGAUUGUUAAAAAAAAAGUCAGCCAUAACUUAAGAAUACAAAGACACUGUUGUUUCACAGCAGACGUCACUAAAAUGUUGUGUUGUGAACUGAAAAUGUGCCUGGUGCCUAAAUCACUGUAACUGUCUUUGUUUGGCAUCCACAAGCUUUGUGUCUGAAGAGUAAUGUUCAACCUGAAUUUUCUGUAGUUGUAUGUUAUUUGUGAUAUCAUGUUGUGGAACAAAGCACAGGUUGGUUAAAGAGUGGGGGUUAAUAUGAGCAGACUUUUUCUGUUGAGGAGAACUUAAAUCAUCUGUCUGAAUCAAUGAAAUAAAAGUGAUGUUUCUAAACUGUGUAAUGCAGUACUCAAAGCUGUCACUAGGUGUCAGCAUGGAUGCAAAAACUCCACUUUAAGAUUCUGCGUAGUUUAGCUGCUAUCCUGCCAUGCUGUGAUUUCA
Scatophagus argus is the source of this 3174-nucleotide messenger RNA. RefSeq names its product prolyl 3-hydroxylase 1 (gene p3h1). Gene Ontology annotation, biological process: collagen metabolic process. The record is from RefSeq and is a predicted model, not a curated record. The transcript has 15 exons. Bases 97 to 2637 code for a protein of 846 amino acids. Gene Ontology annotation, cellular component: endoplasmic reticulum. Gene Ontology annotation, molecular function: L-ascorbic acid binding; procollagen-proline 3-dioxygenase activity; protein binding. Lineage: Eukaryota; Metazoa; Chordata; Actinopteri; Scatophagidae.